Messenger RNA from Dinoponera quadriceps, 2663 nucleotides. Its product is annotated as tubulin glycylase 3A-like. Gene Ontology annotation, molecular function: protein-glycine ligase activity, initiating. Bases 171 to 2393 code for a protein of 740 amino acids. Gene Ontology annotation, biological process: cilium assembly; cilium movement; protein polyglycylation. Lineage: Eukaryota; Metazoa; Arthropoda; Insecta; Hymenoptera; Formicidae. Gene Ontology annotation, cellular component: cilium. The record is from RefSeq and is a predicted model, not a curated record. The transcript is spliced from 8 exons.
AUGAAUGUAGGUUAUCGAUUCACGUAAUAAUCGAUAAAGGUAAAGCGAGUGCGGUAAAUUGUCGCUUUCUAAAUUAUCAGUCCGAAGGAAGACAUUUUUUAGGGAUAUUUGCACAAAUUAAGAAAGAAAGAAAGAAAUGUAAAAAAGAAAGAAAAUUAAGAAGGAAAUACAUGACACCCAGACUGGAAAAUUGUGAGUUUGAAUGGAAAAUGCAUUGCGACGAUAACAAUAAUGUGGUGAGUUGCGCUGACAGCAAAUCCAAGUGGCAAAUAACCGUAAUUUCCAAAAAUUAUACGAUCAAAAAGCAUUUCGAAGACUGGCAGAUUUCUCCGAAAAGCGACGCGGGGAAAGAUUCGCGAUUAACUGAAACAACUCCGAAAUUAAAAAUUGAUUUACAACGCGCAUUCGAGAAAAGAGCAACCGUAAACGCCGAGGUCUGUUGCAAUCGCGAAGAUCUAGAUGAAUUGUUGGAAGCGGAGAAGAACGAAGCCGAUCAUAACGGGAAUAUAGUAUUGAAGAAAUACUUGGAGCUGACAACAGAUGUGGAGGUCAGGACUAGUUUUCUACUGAGGAUCCUGAUGAAAGCCGUAAAUGAGCACAAAUGUUACGUAAUUCACGGUGUGUUUCCGGCUCUGAAGAAACCGUUGGCGAACCGAGGCUGGAUCGAGAAAAGAGCGAUCAGGAAAAUGAUUCUGAUUCCCGAUAUAUACACAGACAGCUCGGAACAAAUUGAGAAAUUGCUACGCACUCCCGCUGACUUUAUAUGGUACACAAAUAGGAGAUUGGCUGUUAUCAGAGCAGGCGAGAGAACGAUCGUGAAUAAAUUUGCUGGUAGUUACUUCACGUCUAAGGUCGACAUGUGUAACAAUCUGGAGAACGCGUAUUGGUUUUACGAGGAUGGCGUGUCUUGCAUACAUUUUCCACGUUGUUACAAUAUCUAUCAGCCGGCACAAGUGGAGGAGUUUGUGCAAGAUUAUUACAUCACCGCGUGUAUGGGAAUUCUAAAGUGGUUCUUGUUGUUCGCAACCUUGGUAGGAACAACGAACAUUUGCUCCCCGAAUGGAACUAUCCCUGUGAGCGCGAUUUCAUUCGCCUUAGAUCGCUGUGCGGAAUAUAUAAGGUUGCAUACUACAUCUCGAAAGACAAAAUACACUGUAAAUACACUGUAUAAAAUAUUUUCUCACAGCGUUCAAAUGCAUGAAGACAUAGAUCACAAGGAACGUGAGCACGUGUCUCUCGCUACUUGGCAUCAAUUUUUAGAUUGGUUCGACAAAAUAAUAAAUAAGCGCGCUUUGUUGGAAAAAAGCGAUGAAAUCGAUACGAAUGAGCUCGUAAGAUUGGCACACCAUGUGAUGAUAACAAUAACAAAAUAUCGAGCACAAAGUAGGAUCGAUGGCGUGCGCAAUAUCUGGAUCUUAAAACCGGGUGACAACAGUUUGGGACGCGGGAUCAUAUUGAAGAACUCUCUAGUCGAUAUACUUGCAAAAAUAAAUCAAGCGACGAAAGAAAGCACUCAAUACGUCAUACAAAAGUAUAUAGAGCGACCGUUGCUCGUUCACAAGACGAAGAUAGAUAUCAGGCAAUGGUUCCUGAUAACGAACAUGCAACCUCUCAUCGUGUGGAUGUACAAGUACGGUAUUUUCAAUCCAGUCAACGUGGUGUUUGCGCUCUUCUCAAGGAUUUGCGGUAAUUACGUUUUUUUUUUUUCAACCAGGGACAUCUUGAUACGAUUCGCGUCGAAAGAUUUCACUCUCAGCAAUUUUCACGAGUCCAUUCACUUGUGCAAUACGACCGUGCAGCUGAAGUACCGGAAAUUACCGAGACGCAAUCCCGACAUACCCAAGGAGCUUCAUUGGAAUCUUCAAGACUUCAAAGAUUAUCUUCAGUGCUUGUUUCUCGAAUUUUUUUUUUCGCGUGCUGUUGUAAGCCGUACAAUUGAUCGAUCAAUUUGUUGUUGGUUUAGAUCGCGUGAUCAAGAGCUGGCUUGGGAGAAAACUAUCGAGCCGGGAAUAAAGCAAAAUUUGAUAGGUACGCUUCUAGCGUCUCAAGAUAACAUGAUGAAUCGUAAGAAUAGUUUCCAGCUGUACGGCGCUGAUUUCGUAGUGGCCGAUGACUUCUCGGUUUGGCUACUGGAGAUAAAUACAAAUCCGCGAUUGCAUCCGCCGAGCAGCCAGGUCACCGCGAAACUUUACCCGGAAGUGAUAGAGGAUGCGAUGAAAGUGGUUCUAGAUUGCCGUAAAGAUAAAACAGCACUUCAAGGACGAUUCGAGCGUAUUUACAAGCAACGUAAUCCGCUCUGUAGUGUUAACGUCUUGGGACAAGGCACGAGUCUCGGUAUUCGCGGGAAGGGUUUAUUCGCGGCGCCGAAAUCACCGCCGAGAUCGUCGUUUUAAAAUGGCUGCAUGAGAUAUCGUCGCCGGAAGUCGCGUCUCCGAAAUCUCAUUUCGCAAAGAAUCGCUUCAAUUUCAGUCUGGGUCAUCCGUACAAUCAUGAUGAGAGCAAUUUCAUAUUAGCAUACAUACGAUAUGUCAUGGCAGUUUAGGAGAGGAUCUACCGGAAAGAAAUUCAAUGUUCGGUAAAUACGAAACGGCGAUCAUUGUUUUUCAAGCGGAAGCGGUUUCUGUUCAACACGCACAUCAUCGUGAUCUCCUCGACGCUAUGGA